UCCAUGGCCUGGACUCGGGAUGGGAAGGACACAAUCUAAUGGUCAGAUCAGAUGUCGAGAUAAUCUCCAUUAGAUUAGACACGACCUGCGAAACGAGACAAUUGGGAAAUUUAAACAUCAGGUCCACUAAUAGGACACUAUAUUCUGGUAUCUAUUGUCCACAUAAGACUAAAACUAAAACUACGGUUAGUACACGACAACAUGGUUUGGGUGCCCUUUACGAGCUCUCCCUUUCCUCUUUGAUACUCUUCUAUGGGAGUCCCAAAAUAAUAGCUGGGAAUGACGUGUCCAUUGCUGGCCAACUGAUCCAAUGUAUUGAUCGCAUAGUAAUCGUCGACAACAACCAGUUUGGACCAAACCCGGCGCUCAACGCACCCGAUAUAGCCGGUGACCUGCGGUCGGCCAUUGCGGUCAGUGUUGGUCAGUAUAACGUACGGCUCGUACAUCACUACCGACGAGAAUAUCAUACUUUUCCGGCGUUCAUCUGUUAUUUCCAGGGUAAUAAUGACUAUAUCUCAAAUAUGUCUCAAAUUAAUUGCUGGAGAUUUUUGUCCCGAAGAACCGUAAGAAUCACUACUGGAAGCGAUUCAGUGACGCCUUCAUUACAAGUCUAUGCCAGGGAUUCAAUGGACAGAUUCGGCGAUGAUUUGUGUCAAUACUUGUUGUCUUAUCUGUCACUCAAAGACCGAUUCAGAUAUGAAUGUGUGUCCAAACACCUAGAUCAUAAUAUUUUGUACAGGUAUUGCCGCGAUAAUGAUCAAGGUGAUUUCCGGCUCGAAGACAUCAUGAAUGCCAAUACGUUUGAAUCCAUACUGAAUAAGUGUCGACACGUAACUCAUGUUAAAUGUAUGGGAAUUUCAACCCAUUUGAAUAACACAAUGUUUGAAUCGCUGACAAAACAUUGCGAUCGUUUAGACGCCGUUCACGUAUACAACUGUCGCCACAUUAAUGGCGAAACUAUUGGCAACGGACAAAUGGCUAAUAUUAAGGGAGUUGUCGACCACUACGGGAACCGUUUGAAAGUGAUUGAUGUCCGCAUCGAUGGUAAAUGCGAUGACCAGUCAAUCGUCGCUUUGAUGACAGGUUUGUCGCAAAUGUCGGAAUUAAUUGAUUUACUGAUCAAUACCUACGAUAAUCGUAAAGCAUUCGCGACAUUGAUUACCACUUAUUUACCCCAAAUCGGGAGUAAUUGUCCGGCGAUUAAACGCCUAUCACUUGACGGCUAUAUUGAAAGUCAGCAAAAAAAUCGCAAUACAAUUGUAGUGACGAGUGAUUUGAUGAUUGAAUGCAAAUGUUUAACGCAUUUAUCGCUCGGACUAUAUAUUAAUGAAAUGUUUUUCGACAAUAUUGGCCGCAAUUUCCCGCGACUCCAGUGUUUGGUCAUUAAAUGCCCGCAAAUUACGGACAGUUUAUUGAAUUCAUUGUCACAAUUGGCCAAAAUUCAGACCAUUAGACUCUAUGGUUGCGAAGAUUAUACCCAAACAGCCCUAAUGAAUGCGCUCAAUAACUGUCCCAAAAUUACCAUGAUACAUAUUGAGAGACAAUGUAUUCAUGGCAAAUAUUCUACUGAAUGUACA
Medioppia subpectinata is the source of this 1577-nucleotide messenger RNA. NCBI's taxonomy places the organism in Eukaryota, Metazoa, Arthropoda, Arachnida, Sarcoptiformes, Oppiidae. The record is from the annotation of a GenBank genome assembly.